AUGUCGAAGCGGAACAGCGAUGGAGAUGUGCUGUUCAACAAAGUCAAUGUCGCACUAGCGAAACGUCAGAGGCUUCUGGCCUCGUGGAUGCAACCGACGUCUGAAGAGGAGUUGAAGAAUCUGAGCGUGAACGGCCAGGCCGUUGACGAGGACCUGAACGAGGGUGCCGUGGACGAUGAGAAACUCGGCCUAGGAUCCAUCCUACCCAAAGACGUCGCAGAUGGAAGCUUUACAAGACGGGCGCCGACAUCAAACGACAAGCUCCUCGAGCAGUUGAUAGGCAAGAAAGCCGCCAAAGCACAUCUUGCUAAGAAGGAAGCCUCUAAGUCCAAGGUCAAGCAGGAGAAGUCACGCAGACCAGCGCCCGCGCCGAAGAAAGAGGAGAGCGAAGAUGAAGAGGAGGGCCGAGCCUCUGCGUUCAAGUCGAAGAAGCGGAAGGUGGAGAAGCCGAAGCCAGCGGCCGUCGAUGUGGGGGAGGAGAGUGAUGAUCUAGCGAAGGUACCAGAUGCAGAUCUGCCCUUACAACCUGCAAACAAUGUCAAAAGCCAUGAGCACGGCGCUGGUGGUGAAGCCGCUACGAAGCUGGACCUGGGAGUUAGAGAAGACGACAGCACGACGGAAGAGAAGGCACCGAGGCAACGCUCCUCAAAACCGAAGACCGGCAGCUAUCUGGACGAAAUACUCGCCGAACGAUCAAAAAAGAAGAAAAAGAAGAAGCGAAACAAGCAGAAAGACGACGCGUGA
Molecule: messenger RNA, 744 nt
Organism: Trematosphaeria pertusa
Lineage: Eukaryota; Fungi; Ascomycota; Dothideomycetes; Pleosporales; Trematosphaeriaceae
Exons: 2
Coding region: 1-744 (247 amino acids)
Source: RefSeq, a predicted model, not a curated record